AUGGUCAGCGGCACUGUAUUCAACCCGAAUUUCCAAAAAAACGGAGAAAAUCUGUUGGAUUCUGAAAAAUCGGGAGUUCGUGAGGAGUUUUUGAGAGAUUUCUCUUACCAACCGAGACCAACACCGAAAUCCAAGUCGAUCUUCACCUACAUAUGUCUCACUGUACUCGGCAUACUGUCACUGGUCAUUAUUUAUUUUAUUUUUUCGUUUAUUUACAACCAAUUCGUUAAUGAGAGUAAGAAAUUAGCGGCAAUUCAAAAAUUUCGAGAUGAGAUGCCAGGAGUCGAAUUUUCUGAAAAUCGAUACACUCAAAAUGAGCCAAUAUUGAUGGAUCUGAAAUUCUUGAAUUUAUCUUUCUCCUCUUCAAAUCUCGAACAUUCCGAUAGACUACAAAGACUACAAACCCGUCCGGCGGCCAAGGACUGGAGAAAUUAUGGAAAAGUGAUGUCUGUGAAGAAUCAGGGUAAUUGUGGAUCGUGUUGGGCGUUUGCUACAGUAGCCGCCGUCGAAUCACAGUAUGCAAUUCGAAAAGGGACACUUUGGUCACUUUCUGAACAAGAAUUGGUGGAUUGUGAUGGGCGGAGCUUUGGAUGUGGAGGAGGGUACUUGGAUACGGCGUUGGCAUUCAUCAUUGCCAAUGGUUUGGAAACAGAAGCCGACUACCCGUAUUCGGGUGUUCAGCACAAUCAAUGCCAAAUUAGAGGAGAUAAGACACGUGUUCGAGUUGACAAAGGGUACCUGCUGCCAGCAGAUGAGAAUUACAUUGCGGAUUGGGUUGCCAGUGUGGGUCCGGUCGCUUUUGCUAUGCCUGUCCCCCAAUCGAUAUUAUACUACAAGUCGGGAAUCUACAACCCAUCGCCAGCUGACUGCAACCGUCCCAUCGGUGGUCACGCGAUAACCAUCAUUGGUUACGGUAUCGACAAUGGGAAACCGUUUUGGACGGUUAAGAACUCGUGGGGACCAAAUUGGGGAGAGAAUGGAUACAUGCGAAUGGCGAGAGGGAAUAACGUGUGUGGAUUCAAGAACAAGGUCGUCGCACCGGUUAUUAAUUGA
Messenger RNA from Caenorhabditis remanei, 1053 nucleotides. RefSeq lists its product as uncharacterized. Gene Ontology annotation, cellular component: lysosome. The coding region runs from base 1 to 1053 and encodes 350 amino acids. The record is from RefSeq and is a predicted model, not a curated record. The transcript has 4 exons. NCBI's taxonomy places the organism in Eukaryota, Metazoa, Nematoda, Chromadorea, Rhabditida, Rhabditidae. Gene Ontology annotation, molecular function: cysteine-type endopeptidase activity.